AUGAAUUCAACCAAGGAUCCCCCUAUCGAAACAAUUCGAAUACCCAGAAAUUCCUAUACAGCGUUUAAACUCCGAUUCUGCGAUGCUUAUGAACUUCAGCAGAGUACUACAAUUACCUCUUUGGGUAUAAUACCUUUACCGUGGAUACUUGAUCGAAGAGCUGCGCAUCUUGCAACUGGAGAAACGAGCAAGCAUUGCAACAGUGAGCUCAAUUUUAGGAGGGCUGGUUCCAGUGGCUCCAGUGGCUCCAGUGGCUCCAGUGAUUCCAGUGACUCUAACGACUCUAAUGAUUCUAGUGAUUCUAACAAAACCAAGCUACAAUCUAGACAAGAUAUUUCUACAGGACGCAAUAGAAAGAAGUCGAUUUUACCACGAAGAAAUGUCCUUUCUUCGGGUGGCUUACGGAAAGUUCUUGACACAAGCUCGACAGUGGUCCGAGACUCUCUUUACGAUGCUCAAGCGGCACUUUUAGGUGCUGAAAGUGAUGAAGACAGCAGUGAGGGCUUUAGUGAUGCUGUUGAGGAACUUAAUGAGACCACUCACGGAAGACCCAGAUUUCAGGCUUACGACGGUGCUUCAGAUCUAUUAACUAUCCCUGAACCGAGGGCUAGACCGCUUCCCAGGCGUGGAAUUACGUUUGAUUUACCGAAAUCAUUUCAUAAGCUGUCCACUUCGAUGCCAUCACCUGAAAUUACGAAUCCUACAUCUGUGAGAGAACAGGAAAUACCUGACAGAGGAGGAAGUACGGUCGAGGUAAAACACGAGCCAAUGACCAGUAUCCCUAUUGACCAAAGUAAUGAUUCCGCUGGAUUCUUUAGGGCUAGAACAGUUGGAGCAAAGUUAGGGGCGGGAAGAGAGAGCCAGAAGCAGUAUGAAAGGCGUAAAUUGAGACGUAUGAUGAAGAAAUUCGGUGAAGGAGACACUAUAUGGAUAGAAACCAUGCUUGUUUUAGUGAAGGACGGUGCAGAAGUGAAUGAAAGAGUGGCUGACAAGUGGCACGAAUAUGUCAUUACCGUGAAGGCCACAGGAGAUGAAAACCAUCCAGCAGUAAUGCUUUUUUACAAGCUAAGUCGAUUUCAGCUGAUUAACCGAGAUCCUGAGGAUACUGUCAACCAGUCAUUUAAACUUUACAAGAGACACACCUAUGACAUGAAGAUUAUUUUAUCGAGCCAAGACACCGAGGUUAGUCUAUUUGGUGCUCUUGACAGAAGCUUUUGCAUUAAAAAAUUACCUGGAUCCAUUGGAGGCAAUUACCUGAGACUCCUUCUUCUUCCACAUACUACGAAGGCAUCUAUUCGCUGGGUUGCGUUUCUUAGGACACUACUAGUGGAUGACGGAACGAUGCUUUAUGGUAAAAGUCUUUCAAUUCAAAUUCCCAUGCUUAAGAUGUCUCUUUCCUUUCGAAACAUGAAUAUCGAUCUUCAAGACGAAGACGAUCAGAAUAACUUUUUGGUAAAGUAUAGACUCAAUGGCUACGAGAUACCCAGAUUCAGCAAACUUGAUCGAUUACUAGAUGAGGUGAGUCGUGAAGUGGAGUGUAUGGCCAAAAUCGGUAAGGUUCCUCUUUCCAAAAGGACUUCGCAGUUCAUGCAGAAGCUUCAGCAGGACCGAAACUUCCUCGGAUUUGCUUUUCGGACAUGUGACCGUCUGGAAUGGGUUGUAGCUGAUUCUGAGCUAUCUGUGGCCUCUUUAUGGGCUCUAAUGACCGAUAAAUUUGAACUAGAACUUCGACAGUAUCGUCACGACUCACAUAUUGUGACCUUUGAUGAAGUCUCUCAGGUAUCUGCGGUAUCCGUGUGCUCCCCAAUUUCUAGUGUUGCUUCAGCGAGCACGAUCUUAAGAGUUUUGGAGCCACUACCGGUAGAGGGAUUUCUCAUUAGGCUUACCAAUAGGGCAGGAAAGACGUCAACUACUUUUGGAAGAGGCUACUUUAAAUUGGAGUACUUCUACACUGUUGGUCACCUUCUACUAUUCCAGCCAUUUUAUAAAGCUGUUCCUCUAUUUGACAAACCGGUGGACGACCUGAUGAGUUCUUCAGGGACUGUUUAUGACAUAUCCGAGCUUGAAGAGAGAAUAAAUGGAAGGAAGAGCUGCUUCGAAAGUUGUCCUUUCCCAAGAGAUGGCAGUCAUGUUGCAUGGUUCAAACCUGGAAUCAAUGCAUCCGAGUUCCAAAAUAGAGAUAAUGCUGCUCUUUAUGAGGCGGAGAGAAGAGCAUGUCUUGUGGCGAAUACAAGCAGAGUGGUGGACUUAUGCAACGUUCGCAAAGUCAUUGCAGUGUCCAACAAGUCUUUAAAUAAAGCCGCCAAAUAUGCAUCGACAAUCACAUGGGGGAUCUCACUUAAAGAUUCAUCAAAGACGGAAUUCCAGGAUGCUGUGUUCGACAUGGAACUGGUGGAUGGAUCCAGAGUAAGACUUUUGGCAUGCAGCCAAGGAGUGAGAGAUCUAUGGGUUACCAGGCUAAACCAACUUUGUGAGUUUUGGAUCCAUAAGCGGAACCAGGACUUGGAAAGACGGAACAAGUUGAAGCAACUGAAUAUGAGAAAGUUCAAUAUCGACGAUGUGAUGAAUGAAGAGGGGCAUAACCGGUGGGAGUUAUUGAGAGCAGACGUGGACCUGACACUAUACACGAUUUCAUCACAUUCUUUAGAUCAAUCGGUACUGAUGAGUGGAAGCUUGUAUGAGAAACGGGCAAAGUACCAAUCCUUCAUUAAAGUGUAUGCAAUUCUUACUUCGGGCUUUCUACUGCUUUUCAAUCCGUUUGAAAGGCAUACUUUAUCACGACGAGCCAAGGCCACUUCGUACUCAAAACAUUGGGCUACUAUAGGAUUAUCAGGAUGCUACGUUUUUUGCGAUCCGGAUAACGAUCUUGAUUUACAAACCUUGCAUCCAAGAUUCAACAAGUUGUAUCCUGGAGAUCACUCAUUACCCAGAGUCUACGGAGAUGGAUGGAGAAGUUCCGAGGACCAAGAAUUUCGGUAUUUUACUGUAUGGUUUGGUAACAGUAAAAGGACGAAAAAGCAUGAAAGAGAUCAAAAAGUGGCGGAAGAACAACAGAAAACCGACAGUCCCUCGGGAAUUAUGAAGGCAGCUAAGAAGUUUGGGCUAGGAACAACGCAUCUAACGUUUCUAGCACGAUCACAAAUAGAGAGGGACCUAUGGGUGAUGAGAUUACAGGCUGAAAUCGAUCGAAUGGAGUGA
Brettanomyces nanus is the source of this 3198-nucleotide messenger RNA. RefSeq lists its product as uncharacterized. Gene Ontology annotation, cellular component: prospore membrane. The coding region runs from base 1 to 3198 and encodes 1065 amino acids. The record is from RefSeq and is a predicted model, not a curated record. The transcript has a single exon. Lineage: Eukaryota; Fungi; Ascomycota; Pichiomycetes; Pichiales; Pichiaceae. Gene Ontology annotation, biological process: protein localization to prospore membrane; ascospore-type prospore membrane formation.